AUGCCCGUUGCCCAGAACUUGAACCUCAGCGGACGCUUUGCGUUGGUAGUGGACUCCGUUUUUUCAGGCGAGGAGUGCCAGGAGCUCAUUGAUCUCGCGGAGCGCAGCGACGGUUUUGCUCACGCAACAGUGAACGACAAUGGUCAGCAAGUUGCUUGCAAGCAGAUCCGCAACUGUUUGCGCUGGCUAAACGACGAUGCCAGCCUCGCUGAUUGCGUCUUGCAGCGCUUGAGAGAUGUCCUUCCAUUGACUUGGAGCGGGAGAACCUUGUCUCGCUUGAACAAUCAGUUAAAGUUCUUGCGCUACUCCAAAGGUCACUAUUUCAAGCCUCAUUUCGAUGGGGAGUACACAACUCCGGAUGGCAGCGAGACCAGUUUCAUCACCGUUCAGAUCUAUCUCAAUGAGGGCUUCUCUGGUGGGGAGACGACUUUCCUCCGUUUCACAGGGCUCGAACGGAAGAUUCUCCACUCAGUGACCCCGAAGACAGGGAGGGUGCUCAUCUUUGAGCAUGAGAUGCUUCAUGAAGGCAGCGUGGUGAAAGAGGGGACGAAGUAUGUUAUUCGAACAGACGUCAUGUAUAGAUGA
Messenger RNA from Spizellomyces punctatus DAOM BR117, 585 nucleotides. Its product is annotated as oxidoreductase. The record is from RefSeq and is a predicted model, not a curated record. Gene Ontology annotation, biological process: peptidyl-proline hydroxylation to 4-hydroxy-L-proline. Lineage: Eukaryota; Fungi; Chytridiomycota; Chytridiomycetes; Spizellomycetales; Spizellomycetaceae. Gene Ontology annotation, molecular function: L-ascorbic acid binding; iron ion binding; procollagen-proline 4-dioxygenase activity. Gene Ontology annotation, cellular component: endoplasmic reticulum. The coding region runs from base 1 to 585 and encodes 194 amino acids. The transcript has a single exon.